This is a messenger RNA of Dreissena polymorpha, 2702 nucleotides long. Its product is annotated as ankyrin repeat domain-containing protein 27-like. Gene Ontology annotation, molecular function: guanyl-nucleotide exchange factor activity; SNARE binding. The transcript has 10 exons. Gene Ontology annotation, biological process: early endosome to late endosome transport. Lineage: Eukaryota; Metazoa; Mollusca; Bivalvia; Myida; Dreissenidae. Gene Ontology annotation, cellular component: plasma membrane; transport vesicle; late endosome. The record is from RefSeq and is a predicted model, not a curated record. Bases 184 to 1047 code for a protein of 287 amino acids.
UGUUUAAAGGUGGUCUCUUCGAAUAAAAUAAUCCAGUUUUGGCAGCCUGUGUUGUCCCUGGUUAACCUGUGGGAAAGGCACGGGCUAAUGUGGGAGGACACUCCGCAAGUGCAUUAAGCCCAGUUUUUGCAGAGCACCGAUCAUAUAGAUGACUGGAUGUCUUAACUCUUUUCAGGCAAGUAAAUGCCAUCUCUCUUAGGGGAGGGGUUUCACCUGCAAGUGACUGUCACCCAAAUGAUGGGGUUGUGUAAGCAUGUCUUCCGAAACACGGUCAAGGGUCAGCAAGUCAUAGGAAGUGACAAAACCAAGGAGAAUCUUGACCAGUUGUUGCUGACAUUCUGCAUAGACUAUCAGAAGUUCUCGGGAUCUGUCACUCCUGCACUUGUGGAUUUGAUGUCUGGUCAGGUGACGAGAGCCAUGCAGUUAGUCCUGACGGACAGUCUGCUGAACUACCUAAUGAACGUGGUCCACAAGCACCUGUUUGCUACCAUCACCAACUGCAUGAAGAGAUACGACUCAAAUCUGAACAAGAAGAACCGUAACUUGGUGGACACCCGUUUAGAGAAUCUGCAUGUGCGCGCAGAGUAUGAGGAGAAUUUGCCGGGCUCGCGGAAAGAGCUGUCCAAGCUGAACGACUUCAGUACGCCUCUCGAGCGUCUACAGUGCCUCAAACAUGUCGUGACGCUUCGUACGAGGCCUGUGGAAGCUGCAAAAAGUGACGACACUCUUCAUUUGGCCGCACUAUAUGUCCAGACAGGACUAAUAGAUAUUUUAUUCAAGAACGGUUGCCUUGCCGAUGCUUCCGAUGUCCUGGGUCGCACUCCACUGCAUAUGGCGGCAUUGAAGGGACAUCAAAACAUCAUUAGUAAGGAGUACAAUGGAUUCCUGUAUGAUGAAAUGCAGGGCGUUGCCCUAGUAAGCUCUACCCUCCUGGCUAUGGACAAGAAACAGAAACCCUUCACUAGACGACCCUGCAUUGCUACGUUCAAGAUCAGCGGUUUUGACUGCGCAAAGUGUACAUCUGAAGGCAACCGGUCUGGAGAAUGAGGACAUCGGUCGACUGCAGGCAGUGAUUGACAAUAUCCCCAACCUUAUAGAGGCCAUUAGGACCGCUCUGCAAGCUCCGGAAGGAAAGAAUGGCAGUUUAAAGGAUUUAAAGACUAGUUCCAACACAAGUUAUGUGAGCGGGCCGGGAAACACACUGUCGAUCCUCGGAUUUUGAUGAUCUUCGAAAUCUAGGCUAUCAUAAUUGUAUUGCCGACGGUGUCUUCACAAACAUAAGCGACGCCAACAAAAAAGGCAGCAAGACAUACGAUAACAUCUGGAUAUCCAAACAGACAAAACAAGUGUUCACUGGUCAAUGUGACGUCGUGAGAGAGGGCCUGUCCAGUCCCUGGAUCCCCAAGGGCUGGACGUGGGGCGGAGUCGUGAGUGACCACUGUCCAGUGUGGGCCCAGUUCUACACGGGCCAUGACCUUGACACUGGAGACCUGAAGAUCGGACCAGAGGUCAUUAAAUUUGCACUGACUGACUGAUGUUUUGUAAAAGAUUAGAAUAUUACACAUGCUACUAUGGUUACGUGACAGACAUCACUAAUAUCAAAUUGGUGAUGCAAUUCUUCAAACAGUAAAUAGUGAAAAUAUUCCACACUUUUCAUUAUGUUAUUGCUGUGAAAAUCGCCAUUUAAACUACUUGACCAAGAGAAUAUUUCUGAUAUUAAAACACAAAAAGGUUCAAUCGCUGGUUAAUUUUGUCUUAUUAGUUUAUUAUUGGCUUCCAUUUUUUCCAUUUUCUCUUGGUCAAAUGUUAACAAUUUAUUUAGCAAAUUUGUUCAACAUGUAAUGGUACGUGAAGUUUUGAGAUGUUGAUGUUAUUUUAUGGUUUGAUGUACUGCUGAUUUCACAUUAGGUGUACCAUUCUUGGAAAUGUGGAAAAUAGUGAAUGCCACUUUUGUUUUUAAGUAGAUUGUGUGUUCCUUGUAAUAGUAAAACACUCAAUUCACAACAUAUGGACCAAUAAACCAUAUUUUAUUACUUACACGUGAAUUUCUACUGGUAAUUAUAAUUCUUAAAAGUUUUGCUUUAAUGUCAUAAAUAUUUUGUAUAAUUCUUAUUUCAAUAUAGCUUACAAUACCAUUUAGAUUGUGUUGAUAUGUUUGAAUAUACAAAACAAAUUAUAUUUUUUAUAUUAUCAAAAUUUGAUAACGUUUUGUUGUUUUAACUUUGAUAUAGCAAUUCUGCUGAAUUUCACCAGUUUGUAUUAUUACUUGCUUCAUUUUAAUAAUUUAAUAAUCAACAUAUUUUAAGAUAGCAUUUUUCGAUAGUGAACAGGAAAGUUUCAAUUUUAUGCAGUGCAGUGUAGAGCGGAAAAUACAAUUUUUUUUAAUGAAGCACCCCUUAAAUGCAUAAUUGUCAUCAUUUAUUUGAUCCUGUGUAUUUAAUAUUUAUAAAUGAUAUUAUGUCUUAUUGAAAUCUGUAAUAAUAUAUAUAUAGUUCCCUGUAUGAAUUUGUUAUAGAUUAAAAUGAAAUAUUUUGUUACAUUUGGGAAUAUUUCAUAGACCACCAUGUUUUUGUCUGUUUAAAUUUAUUGUAUACAUUGUUGUAUUUUGAACAAUAUUAACAUUAGUAUUAAAUGAGCGUCUAGCAAUAUCCAAAAGUAUGUAUCGGGAUCAACUUAUUUUAUUUGGGUUCAUUUACAUUCAA